GACAGUAUCCUUCUGCCAUCUCUAUGCUGCGACGCUUUGCUCAUCACUCGUUCACUCGUUCACCACGAUCACCACCACUCUCGUGAUUGCUGGCUGCGCGCCUCGGCCGUCUCCGUCCCGCCGCUGGCACUCUCCUCCGUCACUUCGCCACAGCCAUCCCCUCUCUUGAUCUACCCCCGCAGCCCCCUCUUGCAUCAUCACAUUUCAUCCCCGCACUGACCUCCUCGGCCUCCUCCUUCAUUAUCCCCCCUCCUGACACGUACAUCAACCCCGACGCCUCCUCUCUUGCUCUUUUCUCUCCCUCAACGCUGUCGUGGCAAUGUCCUCCAUAGCCGGCGACAACACCCCCGUCCCCUCCGGCAUGCCUCGCGGCAAGCGACCUGCCCCACCGCCCCUCAAGACCAAGUCGUCCAUGUCUUGGGACAUGCGGCCUAGACACACACUUACUUCUCUCCUACGCAUGCAGACGCAGGAGGACUCGAAGCCGCGCGUCUCCAAAAUCUCGUGGCUCGACGAUGUCAUGGUGUACUCCUCAUCCAUCCUCCCCGUCGUCCUGCGUCCCGUCAUCUUUUUUACCGCCUGGAGUGCCGUCGUCGCCGUCGCAUCGAUCGUGUAUGGCAAGGACCUUGCCCUCACGAAUAAUGUUGUACCCCUGCUCUCAGUUGUCGUUGGUUUGCUCCUCGUCUUCCGCAACUCGUCCGCUUACGAGCGCUACGCCGAGGGGCGUAAGGACUUCACCGCACUCAUCUCAUGCGCUCGCAACCUUUCUCGUGCCGUGUGGAUCAACGUUGUUCCGCCGCCCGACCGCCCCUUGUCACGCCUUGAGCGCCACCAACUCACCCACAAGAAGAAGGAGAUCAUCCGCCUGAUUCUCGGCUUCGUGUUCGCCACAAAGCACUACCUUCGCUCGGAGGGCGGUGCAGAGCAUGCGGAUCUCCAAGGCCUGCUGCCCAAGUCGCUUGCGAGGUUUGUCUGGGAAGGCCCGACCGACGAAUGUGAAGAGGUACUUGACGACGACGCCCCCAGCACGUCUUGCACACCUCCCGUCCUAUCGCCCCGCUCAUACUCGACUACCGCACUUCAGGAGCGCGGUGACGAAGAACGCGUCGUCGGCCUCAGCCUUGCCCCUCCCAGCUCACCUACCAGAGUCAAAUCCAACUCGUUCUCCUUCCCUCCCCCGUCUCCAGUCGAGGUUCGUCCCAACCGCCCGCGCCCCGUGCGCCGCCCUACCGCCGUACGUGUGCGCCCCACGAUCACCGAGAAGACGUCCACUUCAUCUUCCGGGAACAGCAGUGCCAACGAGCGCACGCCACUCAUCAAGUCCGGCGUCCGCUCUGACCUUCGUCGCACCCACCAAGACGUCGAGACACAGACCUCGUCGCUGAAGACGGCUCAUCGUGACAAGCUCGGCCGCAUGGUUGAGGUCGGACUUCCCCUCGUCAUCGCCCAUGAAAUCAGCCGCUCAUUGUUCCGCUUCCGCCGCAAUGGCAACCUCGAGUCCAUAGGGCCUGCGGGCUUCAACUCCAUGAGCACCAGUGUACAGAACAUGGUCGACCAGCUGGGGUCUAUGGAGCGUAUUCAAACUCCUCUACCCUACGUCUUCACUUCGCAUCUCAAGCAGUGUGUCACGAUCUACCUGCUGUGUCUGCCCUUUGUGCUCGUUGACGUGUUGGGCUGGAAGACGAUUUUCAUUGUGGCCACCACAGCGUUCACGCUCUGUGGCGUUGAGGGUAUCGCGGCACAGGUCGAGAUGCCCUUUGGCACUGAUCCCUCUGACCUGAACCUCGACCUGUUUUGCACCGAGCUGCUAUGCGAAUGCGAGGCGGUGCUUGAACGUCUCCCAGAGGGUGACGAAGAUGAUGAGAUCACGUUCGUGCGCUCGCCUACCCAGAUAGUUCAGGACGAGCUGGACGGAGAGUAGAGUUGCAGCCAGUGGCCGUCUAGCUGGACUAUCGCGGCUUUGAUUCGAGUUGAUUUUGUUGUGAUAUGCUGUUGCCAUAGGAUCGUAUCUACGUCAAUGUAGUUGGCGGCGUAGACCUCCAUCCUCCCUCUUGAGUUCGGCGAGCAUGCAUAAAGCAGUCGCGUGGGUG
Molecule: messenger RNA, 2090 nt
Organism: Cutaneotrichosporon oleaginosum
Lineage: Eukaryota; Fungi; Basidiomycota; Tremellomycetes; Trichosporonales; Trichosporonaceae
Molecular function (GO): chloride channel activity
Source: RefSeq, a predicted model, not a curated record